AUGCUAAAACCCACUGCGGGAGGGGGUAUACAGGAUGCAGUGCAGCUGCGGUCACAUCGUACAAGUGGCACUUGCCUGUCUUCUGCACUCAGCGAAGCAGAGGCAGAAGAGGGUUCGAGAGAAAAGAAUGCCAACUCCAAGCUGGUGAUAUCCAUGAGGGGUAAUGCAACCACCAUAACAAACCCUCAAAAUGGAGAAACUAAGACAUUCGCCUUUGACCAUUCCUACUGGUCACAUGACGGGUUCAAAGAAAAUGAGACAGGUGUUUUCAUUAAGGAGAAGGAAAGUUACGCAGAUCAGCGACAGGUCUACAAUGACCUGGGUCAAGGGGUGCUGGACAACGCCUGGCAGGGCUACAAUGCCGCCCUCUUUGCUUAUGGACAGACUGGCUCGGGGAAAUCCUACUCCAUGGUGGGGUAUGGCCCUAACAAGGGAAUCGUGCCCAUUACAUGUGAUGAACUUUUCAAGGCAAUUGAUAAAAAUACUGAUAAGAAAAAACAGAUGCAGGUGACGUUCAGUAUGUUAGAGAUAUAUAAUGAACAGGUCCGUGAUCUCCUGACUCCUGCCAAACAGCAGCAAAAGGGGGGCCUCAAAGUUCGCCAGCACCCCAAAUCUGGCUUCUAUGUGGAUGGACUGAAGUCGGUGCCAGUCCGCAGUUACAAUGAGAUUGAGCGCCUGAUGGAUCAGGGAACUCUGAGUAGGACAACUGCCGCCACUAACAUGAAUGCCACCAGCAGCAGAUCCCAUAUGGUCAUCACCAUUAGGUUCAAACAGUUGUAUAUGAACGAACUGGGGGAGAGCACCACUAAGACCAGUGAGGUGAGUCUUGUCGACCUGGCAGGCAGCGAGAGAGCCGACUCCACUGGGGCUGAGGGAGACAGAUUGAAAGAGGGCGCUGCAAUCAACCAGAGUCUGUCCACGCUGGGGAAUGUUAUCAGUGCCCUAGCUGACCUGGCCAUGGGGAAGAAGAAAGUAAUGGUGCCGUACAGAGACUCUGUCCUCACCAAACUUCUCCAGUCAGCUCUGGGAGGUAACAGCAGGACCAUCAUGAUAGCAGCCCUGAGCCCAGCAGCUAUUAACUAUGAUGAAACUUUAUCAACACUUAGAUAUGCUGACAGAGCCAAGAAGAUCCAGAACAAAGCUGUGAUCAACGAAAGUCCCACAGAGAGGCUGAUCCGAGAGCUCAAGGAGGAAAACAACAAGCUGUUAGCCAUGUUGAAGGCACAGGGAACAGGAGUCAAGGCUGUUGUGAAAACAGAAGAACUUGAACGUCUGCUACAAGAGAAUGAGCGUCAAAUGCAGGAAGCUCAGUUGUCAUGGGAACAAAGAUUAGAAGAAGCGAGGAAAGAAUGGGAGAAGUCUCACGCCCAGGAGCUCCAUCCUGAAGACCUUACCUGGCAGCACUUCCCAUACCUGAGGAAUGUCAAUGAAGACCCUCACCUGUCAGGAGUGGUCAAAUAUGCUCUGCAAAACAAAGAGUAUGUCAUUGGCAAGCCAGGGAAUGGAGUCAGUAUAGAGCUACAUGGAUUAGGGAUCCAGCCUCAUCAUGCCGUAAUGUGCAAUACUGGACAAAAGGUGUUGAUAAGGCCUGCUGUCCAGCAAGCUAAAUUAUUGGUCAAUGGUGUUCCUCUGCAAAAGGAGAGAACUCUGACGCAUCUGGACCGCAUAAUGCUUGGCUCCAGCAGUCUGUUCCUUUACGUCGGCUUUCCCAGCGAACGCGCACAGCAUGAGAACCUGGAGCAGUAUGACUUCGAGUUCUUUCAGACAGAGUUUGCAGAAGAGUCUGGAUUUCAUACGAACAGUUUGCUGACCCCCAGGGAAGGUCACCACGACCCCAAUGAGGACAAGUCUGCAAUGAUGAUGGUGCUACAUGAAUAUAUGAACCUACUGCCAAAAAUUGAGGAGGCAAAAGUGAUGAGUCAGGAAAUGCAGAAGGGUGUCUCCUUCGAACCAGAGGUGAAAAAUCUAGCAGCACAUGAUGAAGUUGGGAGAGAUAUGAAGAAAGAAGUUAUUGUUAAAGUUACCAAUGAGAAAACCAAGCAGGUGUGGGUUUGGUCCAAGGCAAAGUUUAUCAACAGGAAGUUUCUGAUAGAAGACAUGUAUACCAAAUGGUGUAAUGGAGAGAGUAUUGCUAUAGACAGGCAUCAUGACCCAUUCUGGGACCCUGUUGAAGAUGUAUUUCUGGGGAGCUGUCACCUGUGGCUGCAGAGCCUGGCCUAUAAGAUAGAAACUAAUGACCAACUGGACAUCAUUGACCAUCACGGGCGAGAGGAGGCCAUGAUCCACAUCAAGAUGCUGCCGUGUGACCAUACUGGAAAAGUAUUGAGUGAUGACUCCCUGGUGCUAGAUCCUGCAGAACUGAUAGGGCACCCACUGGACUUUGUCUUUGUCAUAGACCACUGUAUGGGUGUGAAGUGGGUGAGAGGAAACAACCUGGCCAGAGGGGUGUACUGUGGGUUCCGAUUCUUUGGACAGCCAGACCUGAUCACUACCAAGACCAUGUGGGGAAACAGCAAUGCUAAGUUUCACUUCAAAAAACACUUUUCCAUAGAGAAGGUGACCCCAGAGUUCCACGACUACCUGCAAACACACGCCAUUAUCAUAGAGCUCUGGGGGACACAAGUGGACCCUGACUCAGGCAGUGCUUCCUCCAGACCCAGCUCCGGCUCCCUAGCUGACCAUACAGACGAGGAUCCUGAGGUAGCUGAGCUCAGGAGAGUUCUUAAAAGACAAACAGAGGAGUGUGAUCAUCUAAGAGCAGCUUAUCAGAAAGCUAAGAAAGAAAACUUCAAGCUGAAACAACAGGUGGAGAGACAGAAGAAUGCACUGGAGCUGCAGAAACUAGAUCAUCAGGAGACCAUUCCUCACCCUAUGAACAGCCGCGUAGCUCACUUACAGCGAGAUCAACAUGGAGGAAGUCAUGACUCCAUCAACUCCAACUCCUCCACUGGUAGCAGCCAUGAACCUCCUCCUCCUAAACAUCCCUCCACCAGUUUAGAUGCAGAGAUUGCCAAGGGUCUUAAGGUCUUUUUCAAAGAUGUCCGUCAUGUUCAGAGGGGCUUAAAAAAUGUGAAGGAGUUAGGGACCACAAAUAGUUCAGCAGAUAAUGGGAAUGUGAAAUCAUUAUUUGAGGAGCAACAGAAAGCACUUCAUGACAUAGAUGAGCAGUUAAACGCUGCAGUGUCUGCUCUCAAAGUCACCGUCACCAGUGUUAUCAAGAAGAAAAAACAGCAGACAGAUCCUAGCUAGCACUCUCUACCUGUAUGACAUAAUGCAUAAUACA
This is a messenger RNA of Lingula anatina, 3283 nucleotides long. RefSeq names its product kinesin-like protein KIF28. Gene Ontology annotation, molecular function: microtubule motor activity; microtubule binding; ATP binding. NCBI's taxonomy places the organism in Eukaryota, Metazoa, Brachiopoda, Lingulata, Lingulida, Lingulidae. The record is from RefSeq and is a predicted model, not a curated record. Gene Ontology annotation, biological process: microtubule-based movement.